AUGAGUCGGCAGCUGAGCCUCAAGCCCUGCUCUGACAGGGCCAGCUUCAGCGGGCACUCCGCCGUGGUUCUCAGGAAGCCCGUGGGCAGCGCCGCCUCAUACCGGGCAGCCGGCCAAGGGGCUGGGGCAGGCUUCAGCAGCCGGAGCCUGUACAGCCUCGGAGGGACUCGGUGCGUCCCCCUGAAUGCGGCUGGCGGUGGCCGCGCGGGCUACGGCUUCGGGUCCUGCUCUGGCUACGGGGGAGGCCGGCCCACGGGCUUUGCCGGCAGCAUGUUCGGCAGCGUGGCCCUGGGGCCCACCUGCCCCGCGGUGUGCCCCCCUGGCGGCAUCCACCAGGUCACCGUCAACAAGAGCCUCCUGGCGCCCCUCAAUGUGGAGCUGGACCCCGAGAUCCAGAAAGUGCGCACCCAGGAGCGGGAGCAGAUCAAGGCCCUGAACAACAAGUUCGCCUCCUUCAUCGACAAGGUGCGCUUCCUGGAGCAGCAGAACCAGGUGCUGGAGACCAAGUGGGAGCUGCUGCAGCAGCUGGACCUGAGCAACUGCAAGAAGAACCUGGAGCCCAUCCUGGAGGGCUUCAUCAGCAGCCUGCGGAAGCAGCUGGAGGGGCUGUCGGGGGACAGGGUGAGGCUGGACUCGGAGCUCAGGAACAUGCGGGACGUGGUGGAGGACUACAAGAAGAGGUACGAGGUGGAAAUUAACCGGCGCACAGCCGCUGAGAAUGACUUUGUAGUGCUCAAGAAGGAUGCGGAUGCGGCCUAUGCGGUGAAGGUGGAGCUGCAGGCCAAGGUGGACUCUCUGGACAAGGACAUCAAGUUCCUCAAGUGCCUGUACGAUGCGGAGCUGGCCCAGAUCCAGACUCACGCCAGUGAGACCUCGGUCAUCCUGUCCAUGGACAACAACCGGGACCUGGACCUGGACAGCAUCAUCGCCGAGGUGCGCGGGCACUACGAGGACAUCGCCCUGAAGAGCAAGGCCGAGGCCGAGGCGCUGUACCAGAGCAAGAUCCAGGAGCUGCAGCUGGCAGCCAGCCGGCACGGCGAUGACCUCAAGCACACCAAGAGCGAGAUGUCGGAGCUCAACCGGCUCAUCCAGCGGAUCCGCUGUGAGAUCACGAAUGUGAAGAAGCAGUGCACCAACCUGGAGACGGCCAUCGCCGACGCGGAGCAGCGGGGGGACAAUGCCCUCAAGGACGCCCGCACCAAGCUGGACGAGCUGGAGGGCGCCCUGCACCAGGCCAAGGAGGAGCUGGCCCGCAUGCUGCGGGAGUACCAGGAGCUGAUGAGCCUGAAGCUGGCGCUGGACAUGGAGAUCGCCACCUACCGGAAGCUGCUGGAGGGCGAGGAGUGCCGGAUGUCGGGCGAGAACCCUUCCUCCGUGAGCAUCUCCGUCAUCAGCAGCAGCACCGGGGGCAGCUAUGGCUACCACCCGGCCUCCUCGGUGGGCACCGAGCUCACGGCCGGCAACGCCAGCGGUGCCCGAAGUGGACAGAGCAAGACCAAAGGGAAAGAAGUGGGGGGCCUCAAGGACUCCCAGGACAGGACCACCCCGGCCAGCGCCCCCGCUCGGAAAGCCACCCGAUGA
This is a messenger RNA of Sorex araneus (European shrew), 1581 nucleotides long. RefSeq names its product keratin 74 (gene KRT74). The record is from RefSeq and is a predicted model, not a curated record. NCBI's taxonomy places the organism in Eukaryota, Metazoa, Chordata, Mammalia, Eulipotyphla, Soricidae. Gene Ontology annotation, biological process: intermediate filament organization; keratinization. Gene Ontology annotation, molecular function: structural constituent of skin epidermis. Gene Ontology annotation, cellular component: keratin filament. The transcript has 9 exons. The coding region runs from base 1 to 1581 and encodes 526 amino acids.